AUGAAGAACAUCGCUUUUGCCUCUCUCUUUGUUGCUUCGGCUUCAGCCUUCCCUUGGGUUGUUGACCAGCCUGGUGUUGACAGCUCNCUUCUUGGAGCUGGACGUAAGAUCAGACGUCAGCAGGCUGGUGGCAACCAGGCUGGCGGCGCUGCUACCUGCCCUUUCAAUGCCAACCACCAAGGUGCUGCACCUUACAACGCAAAGUACCCAUACAACGGUGCCCAAAAUGGUGCACCUGGAAAAGGUAUUGGUGGAUACCAAGUACCUGCUCCCGGCGACACCGCACACCAGUAUGUUGCCCCUGGACCCAACGACAUUCGUGGACCUUGCCCUGGUCUUAACGCAGCUGCCAACCACAACUUCCUUUCUCACGAUGGUAUUACUACAUUCAACGAACUUGUAGAUGCACAGCAGAACCUCUACAAUGUUGGAUACGACUUGGCUACACUUCUUGCAGCCUUGGGCCUCACCCUCACUGAUGGUGAUCUCGUAACCGAGAAGCUUUCCAUCGGAUGCGAUGCCACAACCAGAACCUCGUUCAGCCCAGUUCUUACAGGCUCCGAGCCCGGUCUUGAUGGCCACAACAAGUUCGAAGCCGACUCUUCUCUCACCAGAAACGACUACUUCCUUGCCGACGGAGACAACUACUCUUUCAACGGCACCCUCUUCGGUAUGAUGCAAGACACCUGUCAGGGCAACUUCAACCGCGAGAACCUGUCCAAGUACCGCCUGCAGCGCUACGACCAGUCCGUCGCAGAGAACCCCAACUUCUUCUUCGGCCCUUUGACUCUUCUUCUCUACGGAGCCGCCUCUUUCCUUUAUGAGCUCAUGCCUAACGGAAACCACAACUACGCCCCCGAUCUCGAGACCAUUUCCUCCUUCUUCGGCGCCGAAAAGCAAGACGACGGCACCUGGAAGUUCAACGGCGGCGAGCGCAUCCCCGACAAUUGGGUCAACCGCGUAAGCCCCUACACCAACAACGACGUGACCACCGAGAUCUUGGCCAUGUACCUCGAGAACCCCGUCUUGUUUGGCGGCAACACCGCGGAUGGCUCCUUUGACACUCUCAACUUUGGCGCCAUCAAGGAUGGCAAGAUCUCGUCUAGUAUCGACGGCCCGGACACUGCUUGUCUGCUGUACCAGCUUACCACUGGUCAAGUGCCUAGCUAUCUCAAUGGAUUAAUUACUCCUUCGGUUGACGCACUCAACUUCAUUGCUAGCAAGGUUGCUCCUUCCUACAAGAACUUGGGAUGUCCUCUUGCUCUUACCUAA
Messenger RNA from Aureobasidium vineae, 1272 nucleotides. Lineage: Eukaryota; Fungi; Ascomycota; Dothideomycetes; Dothideales; Saccotheciaceae. The record is from the annotation of a GenBank genome assembly.